Molecule: messenger RNA, 2217 nt
Organism: Cladophialophora yegresii CBS 114405
Lineage: Eukaryota; Fungi; Ascomycota; Eurotiomycetes; Chaetothyriales; Herpotrichiellaceae
Exons: 4
Coding region: 1-2217 (738 amino acids)
Molecular function (GO): endonuclease activity
Source: RefSeq, a predicted model, not a curated record
AUGUCUUCGGACCUCCGGAAGGUCGAGGACGUGGGAGUCCACCUGGACAGGGAGACCGCUCGUCUUGUGGACUGGGCAGAGCAUCCACCUCCUGUGUCACGGCCAUAUAGCUCGACGCUCGCCACCAGAACCUAUCGAGGAUUCACUGAUGAAGAUGACAAAGCCCUGGUCAGCUGGGUCGAGGCUGCAUCCGCGGCAGACGUGCCGCGCAACAAGAUGUACGAGGAGUAUUCGGCGCUGAAGCCAGAUCAUUCUGCACUAGCCUACGAGAGCCGGAUGCGCGUGCUGCAGCAGAGGGGCCUCGCACGUCCACCAACAGUUCCCGUGCGCCCCGAUCGACCUUUUCCAAACCUUGAUCAAGCGACAGCCACAGGACUCCCUGCGGAAUCGCGAAUGGCUCGUGCCAGCCCCCCUGAACAUUUUGACUACGCGGACUUCCGGAUGGACGUCGAUCAAAGCAUCAUCAAGCUGCUGGGCUUGACAGACCGAGCCGCGCUCGAAGCUCUACUGCGUCAACCUGGGCUGAUCACCGCCCUAAGAGAGCACGAAAGCGACUCCACGACGCCCCUCCAAAAGGCGAACUCGUCCCGGGAAUGCCUUGACCAGCACGAGGGCAGAGCUCCGCAUGCCUGGAAAAUCACGGCGGCAACACAGGCGAUCCGAACCAACAGCCCCCGAUACGUGGGCGCGUCGGUCGACAAAGCAGCCUGGACCGCCGACGACCACGAGAUCCGUUUCGUGGUCCGCGCUGCACUCGACGCCGCCGGCCAGGCUCCUCGAAGGCCACGCCCGCCGUUCGACGCGGACGGGUGGCUGGCACAAUGUACGGAAACCUUUUGGCUGUUCAAUUGGAUCCGGUUCAUCCACCGACCAAGCGGCGGCGAGAGCGACACGCAGUCGCGUCUACGACUCAAGAAACAGUAUUGGUUGUCCCACCUCUCUCGCUCUCUCCAGCGUGUUGACAGCGACGAUGUCUGCACGCCGUGGCACCUGGCAGGUUGCGGGCAACCUGACUCGCCCGAACCGGCCAUCGCAUCGGAUGAUCUCGGAACCGCGGACCUCGACCCGCCGACAGACACAAGCUCGCUGCGGCAGAUGGAACCUCCCCCUCGAACAUCGCCACCAGCGACACGUCGUCCGAUCCCGAGGUACUCCAUGCCGACCUCAAAAGACAAGAGACAGCAGAAGGGGAUUUCGUGGCUCACGCAGGAGAUUCGCGACGUGUUCGAGAGAAACCUGAGUCGGCGUCUGAGCGGGUGGGGAUUGAGGGCAGACCGGGUCAGCACCUGUGUCCUGGUCCCUGGAGAGUGGAAAAACACGGAGCCUCUCGAAAUUCUGCGGACCUUCACCCCAGAUCGAGCACCGGACAGCGAGCAGCCGGACCGGCGUCUGACGAUCUCUAUCGACGACGUGGAAGUCUCUUGUGCUCGAGCAGUCGCUUGGUUCCAGGAGGAGAGCUGGCCGCGGCGCGCCGUCGAACUGGACCAAUUUCUGGUUGCCCAGAGCAAGGACGCGCCCUGGGAAGAGAUGCAGGGCUCUCACCUUUGCCACCACGGCUGCUGCAUCAACCCUGCCCAUAUCGUCUGGGAACCGAAGGACAAGAACUUAAGCCGCAACGUUUGCAUCACCAGCGCCAGGCAUCUCCGUCGAUAUGGCCCCGUGCCAGGCUUGUGCGUCCAGCACGACCCUCCGUGUCUGCUCCAGCAUGCCUCCCUCACCACGCUCGAGAGCCUCUACAUUCAACUCUUCGUCCUGUCACGCGCCAACAACCUGCCGGUGGCAGGCUCUCGUGUGCAGCCGCCGGCGGGCCACCGGAUGCCGACCUUUGAGUCCCAACUCCCGCUGCAGAUGCCAUGCCGAGAUGGUGUCUGGAUCCGUCUCGACGAGCAGUCCCUCGUCGGGGGCCAGUCGCCCCGCUCGACAAGUCUCCCCAACCCGCCGUUCUCCGUAAAGUGUCGCUUCUGCAGCACUUUGAAACGAUGGGUCCAGGUGGACGCGUUCUGGUCACACAUUAAGAAUAAGCACGACGACGUCCCACACGAGCAGCGACUCGAAGAAAUUCGGCGUUCGGCGAUGCAAUACAAGCAGCACCCGGGGCAGGCCUCGAUGGAUUACAACACCAAACAACGGGUCGAUCAGGCGCUGGCCUCGUCCUUCUCCUGGGAAGUGGUGAGCAAUUGGCAUCUGGCGAGAGACACUGUCAAGACGAAGAGAUAG